AUGAUGCAUGUAGAGUUUUAAGAGAUUUCGUACUGAAAAGUGGUUGUCAACUUACGUGUCAUACUGCAUCUUGCAGAUUUGCUUCUCCCUCUGAACAAGGAUAGAACCGCUUAAUCAUGCGAAUGAAGGCUGUAUUAAAUCACAUCAGCGACGGUAUUCGCAUGAAUUUUGAUUUUUUAAAUUCAAAUGCUCAAACGCAGGAGGGCUUCAACAUUGGAUUGUAUUGAAGAGUGUUUAAACAAAAACUUAAAAAAUCAGUGUGGCCGGAGUCCAACAGCCCCAAGAGGAUUAGGAUUUGGACAACUCACGUUUAGUGCGAUCCCAAUCAAGACAAGAGAGCGCUCACCUUCUUGAUUCAAAGGCCGCGAAAGGCCGUGUUGAAAGUGAGACAACUGACAAAAGCAGAACGUUCAAACCGUCGGCUUCUCAGACCUUUCUCGUCUUCACUUGACCAUGGGCAUUCCAACUUGGGCCAAUGAAAGUGCCUCAGGAACAGAUGCUGCCAACCGCGGUCCCAAGCCUUUCAAUCGUUGGUAUCCCAACUCAACCGAAUACUCGCGGGUCAAGUUCCCCGUCAACAAAAUUGAAAAUUCACCCACCCUAAGUGGGCACGGAACCGAUGAUGUUCAAACCAGGACCCCAAUGGUGAUCCCAUUUCCCCACCAAGCUGAAGUCCCCGCAUUCUGUCAACCGGAUCAAGUUGUUUUUCACAUAAAGCGAGAAUUUCAAUCGGAUUCUAAGAACCCUUGGUGCGAUUCGAACCAUGCCCACAAGAUGGUCACUCUCGAGCCAUUGGACCAAGUCAAAGAGAUCGAGGUCCAAAACCGAAUCCCAAAUAAGACGAACCUGAUCCCAACCGCCACCAAAGUCAUGGUCGAGGAGCCCAAGCAAUGGUACACACAAUUCAGCCGGAACAUUCAUGGAUUGAAGCGCGAUAUGCCAUACAAUAAUCUGCAAUGGCCGCCCAAGGGAAAUUAAUAAAUAGGGCAUAAUACAUGCACACUUAAUAAGAGUGAUGUUGAAAUAAACUUCCUUUCUUUCAUUUUCAUCAAUCAUCACGCACAAGGUUGGAAUGAGAUGGAACAGAAUCCGUUUUAAGUCAGAUAGCAUUAUAUCGUGGCGUCAUGGAGAGACAGCCUUCAUUUUGAAUUGAAUGCCUGGUCUGAUGAGCACUCGUAACAAUAUUUGAUUGACAGAACUGUUGAUUGUUAUUUAUUUCUGAAAUAUAGCGUCUUGUUUACCACUUCACCGAGGGUAAAAAUACUUA
Tigriopus californicus is the source of this 1267-nucleotide messenger RNA. RefSeq lists its product as uncharacterized. NCBI's taxonomy places the organism in Eukaryota, Metazoa, Arthropoda, Copepoda, Harpacticoida, Harpacticidae. The coding region runs from base 454 to 978 and encodes 174 amino acids. The transcript is spliced from 3 exons. The record is from RefSeq and is a predicted model, not a curated record.